Messenger RNA from Vicia villosa (hairy vetch), 1668 nucleotides. Its product is annotated as cytochrome P450 714C2-like. Bases 3 to 1559 code for a protein of 518 amino acids. The transcript has 5 exons. The record is from RefSeq and is a predicted model, not a curated record. Gene Ontology annotation, molecular function: oxidoreductase activity, acting on paired donors, with incorporation or reduction of molecular oxygen; monooxygenase activity; heme binding. Lineage: Eukaryota; Viridiplantae; Streptophyta; Magnoliopsida; Fabales; Fabaceae.
CAAUGAAGCUCCAAUUUGACUCUCAGUUUUUAACAUCCAUCUUGUUUAUUGGUUUUGUUGCAUUGUUAUUUCGUUUGUACACCAGUUUGGUGCAUAAGCCAAACGUGCUACGUUCUAAGCUAAGCAAACAAGGUAUAAGUGGUCCACCUCCAACUAUACUUCUUGGAAAUCUAUUGGAUGUAAUGAAAGCUCGUCCUCGUUCUACUCCUACUACCACUCCAAAUUCUCCAUCUAUUGUCACUCACAACACUGCUUCUCUUGUCUUUCCAAAAUUUGAAGAAUGGAGGGAGCAAUAUGGUAAAUUGUUCAUGUUUUCUCUUGGAACCAUACAAGUAUUGUGUGUGAACGAAACAGACAUAGUGAAAGAACUCACCACAUGCACUUCUUUCGAUUUGGGGAUGCCUUCGACUCGCAAGAAACUACUUAAGCCUUUGUUAGGUGAUGGUAUUUUAACAGCAAGUGGAACUACAUGGGCAAAUCAUAGAAAGAUCUUAGCUCCAGAAUUAUACAUGGAGAAGGUUAAGGAAAUGGUGAAUAUCGUUAGUGAGUCUUGCGAAUCAAUGCUAAACUUAUGGAGUAGUAAAAUAGAGGCAGAAGGUGGAGUUGCAGAUAUAGAUAUUGAUGCGAACAUGAGAAGAUUCUCUGGGAAUGUUAUUUCAAGAGCGUGUUUUGGAAGCGAUUAUUCCAAGGGGGAAGAGAUUUUCUUAAAACUUGGAGCUCUCGAAGAAGUAGUUUUUUCUUGGAAAAAUCGCGCUUCAGCAAUUCCUGGCAUGAGGUACAUUCCUACAAAGACUAAUAUAAAAGCAUGGAAAUUAGAAAAAGAGGUGAAAAGUUUGAUACUCGAAGUAGUGAAAAAAAGAAAGGAAAAAACUAGUUAUGAAAAGGACAUGUUGCAAAUGCUUAUUGAAGGUAUUGAGAAAAGUAAUCUCACUCAAGAUGCAUGUGAAAAUAUUGUUAUAGACAACUGUAAGAAUAUAUAUCUGGCAGCCUUUGAAACAACUGCAGUUGCAGCUACAUGGUGUCUUAUGUUGUUGGCCUCAAAUCAAAAUUGGCAAGAUCGUGUUCGUGCUGAGGUACUACAAAUUUGCGAGGGUAGAAUACCUGAUUUUAAUAUGCUUUCAAAUAUGAAACAGCUAACAAUGGUUGUGCAAGAAUCCUUGCGACUUUAUCCACCUGUACCUUUAGUGUCAAGGCACGUCUUCAAUGACAGGAAAUUUGGGAACAUUGAUGUCCCUAAUGGCACUAACAUUUGGAUAAUGAUAAUAAGUUUGCAUACGAAUCCUGAUAUAUGGGGAGAUGAUGCAUACGAAUUCAACCCGGAAAGAUUUGCUAAUGGUGUUGUAGGUGCUUGUAAACAUCCACAUGUGUAUAUGCCAUUUGGAGUUGGCCCAAGAGUUUGUCUUGGACAGAAUUUGGCCAUUCUUGAACUUAAGAUGCUCAUGGCUCUCAUUUUAUCUAAAUUCUCUUUCUCACUCUCUCCUAGAUAUGUGCACUCACCUGUUCAGGGUCUUCUAAUGAAGCCUGACCAUGGAGUCCAGCUCCUAGUAAAGAAACUAUAAACUAUGGACAAAACAUAGGUUCACUAUUGGAUGUUAUGUUAUUAGUGAAAAUAGUGUCUAAAGCACUUUAUCUAUGGUUUUAGUCUAUAAAAUAAUUACAGAGACUUGA